Lates calcarifer (barramundi perch) is the source of this 761-nucleotide messenger RNA. It is a transcript of the gene atp6v0e1, whose product is annotated as ATPase H+ transporting V0 subunit e1. Gene Ontology annotation, molecular function: proton-transporting ATPase activity, rotational mechanism. Gene Ontology annotation, biological process: proton transmembrane transport. Bases 119 to 364 code for a protein of 81 amino acids. Lineage: Eukaryota; Metazoa; Chordata; Actinopteri; Centropomidae. The transcript is spliced from 4 exons. Gene Ontology annotation, cellular component: proton-transporting V-type ATPase, V0 domain. The record is from RefSeq and is a predicted model, not a curated record.
UCAUGUGAUACGUGCUGCCUUCUCUCUGUCUUUCGGAGGCUGUUGGACACAAGUGAAGUUAUCUCAAGUCAAAAGUUUAUACAUCUAAGAUAUUCUUGGUUUUAAACAAAACACCAAUAUGGCGGAACUAGGUUUUGUGAUCGCCAUCUCUGUGGUGACCCUGUUUUGGGCCCUCAUCGGAGGAGUUGUGCCGCUGUUUAUCCCCAAAGGACCAAACAGAGGAGUGAUAGUCACAAUGCUGGUGUUAACUGCAAUUUGCUGCUACCUUUUCUGGUUAAUAGCAAUUCUGGCCCAGCUGAACCCACUUUUUGGGCCUGCUCUGUCCACUAACACCAUCUGGUACCUGAGAUAUCACUGGCCUUAAUUUUACAUUUUCAGGACUGACCAUGAAGGGGAGGAUGUGACACUGCUGCAUACCAAUGAACAUUUGCUACUCACUCUAUGCAGAGAUCAUUCCUUCUGAAUCGCCUUAAACUCAGAUCCCUGUGUGAUUACUGAGUGAUGCCCUCACUGGUGCCUUGUACAAAAAUGAUUUCCAAAGGACUUCUGAUAGAUCUCACUGAAUGUGCUUUACUUUAAAUUAAAGCAGCCUUCACUUGGUGUUGUUUGGUUUAUAUAUGAUGUAUAUUGUGUUAUUGUUAAUAUGAAUGAGCUUGCCUUUAAAUAGUUGAUGUGUGUGUGAUGUGAUCUUUCUUUGUCUGUUAAUAUGACUGUUGGAUGUAUUCCACUGAACUGUUAAUUAAUAAAGUAAUAAUCAAAAA